GUUCGGGUAGGAAAGGUCCUGUGAAUAUACUGAUUCAAUAUAGCGGUCAGAAUCUGUCAGAUGUCGCAUGUUCUCUAUCUAAAAUAGUGCUUCUAUCGCCGAGAUAUGGGUAAUCAUAGAAUUAAAAAAGAGAAACCUUUCUUUCUUGCUGUUCAUAGCUAACCUCUUGUUUUAUGGUCUGCUGGGUGGUUAUUAGUAGUUUUACAGCACCAUGCAAAGAAGGACUUGUUUUUAUUUCCAACAAAACUAUCAAUGUAGCAGACACUGCGAAAUUCAACUCUUUUACAAAAUCAGAUUAUGACGCCUACAUUGAAAACAAGUUGGCAAAAAACAAUGGUAUAUUGGAAGACACCGAUCCAGCUGCAUGGUUUUCGUUGUCCAAUAGUAAUCGAACAAAUAUACUGGACGUGGAUUACAGAUCCUGCAAAUAUAUACUGAUCAAAAUGCUACGCUCGCAUUUCGAUUCGGACAAUAUUGAUCUACAAUACAUUGGUUUCAUAGGCCAUGUUGGUACAGCUUCUUUUGCUCAAUGUACUCUAAGAUGAAUUCUUAUUUCAAAAAACGGUAUGAAAGGUUGUGCGGAAUUUGAAAAGUUCAUCAGUCAUUUCGCGUACCAGAAAAAGAAAAAAAAAAAAAAAAUCAAGGACGCAUUCCCUCCCCCCGCCC
This is a messenger RNA of Mycotypha africana, 666 nucleotides long. RefSeq lists its product as uncharacterized. The transcript is spliced from 4 exons. Bases 174 to 545 code for a protein of 123 amino acids. The record is from RefSeq and is a predicted model, not a curated record. Lineage: Eukaryota; Fungi; Mucoromycota; Mucoromycetes; Mucorales; Mycotyphaceae.